Messenger RNA from Entelurus aequoreus (snake pipefish), 1686 nucleotides. RefSeq names its product oocyte zinc finger protein XlCOF6.1-like. Lineage: Eukaryota; Metazoa; Chordata; Actinopteri; Syngnathiformes; Syngnathidae. The record is from RefSeq and is a predicted model, not a curated record. Gene Ontology annotation, biological process: regulation of immune system process; regulation of cytokine production; negative regulation of transcription by RNA polymerase II. Bases 316 to 1506 code for a protein of 396 amino acids. The transcript is spliced from 2 exons.
GUGGUUAGGCGGAAGUUGUGUGACGUCACCGGAGAACUUUGCUAUUCGCUGCACGACCGUAGCUAGUUAGCUAAAAUAUCCCAAAUAUACAUUGUUUGUUUUAUCAUUAUUUACCACCACAGUUUGGUGAAGCAGCGACUAACUGCUGCUGUCGAAGAAAUAUUUGUAGUGUUAGAAAGAACGAUAGCAGAAUACGAGGAGGAACUUUCUAGAACAAAAGAGGAGAACGAGCGACAACGUCAACUACUGGACGCUCUUUUCAACAAACAUCAACAAACAGACGUGGGUGAAGCACAGCAGUAGUGGACCUCCGAGAUGAAGCACAUUAAAGAGGAACAGGUGGAGCCACAGCCCCCUCACAUUAAAGAGGAAGACAGCGUUAGUCAGGAUGGCGACCAUCUUCAAGGACUGGAGGACUUCCCAGUUAUUUGUGUGAUUGUGAAGAGUGAAGAAGAAGAGGUCAAAGAUGAAAGUGAGGAGAGGAGUGAGGCGGAGAGACCAAGCAGCAGCUCAACUCAACACCUGACAACAGAAGGUGAUGGUGGAGGAUCACCAGCAGACUUAGCUCCACUGUCAGAUAGUGACGGGACGACGUCUCACUCUGCUGACACUGAUGAAGAUGAAGACUCUGGUAGGACGCGUCACGCUGACAACACUCACUUGAAAUGCUCUCAGUGUGACAAAACCUUUGUUAGCAUUGGAAAUCUGAAGAGACACAUGAGAAGUCAUACCGGAGAGAAACCAUUUGUGUGCUCUGUUUGCCGUAAGAGAUUCUCCCAGAAGGUGCAUUGGAGAGCACACAUGGGAACACACGCCCGAGAGAAACUAUGUUCCUGGCCAGGCUGCAACAAACGUUUGUGUGACAGCUCGGCGUUGGACCGACACAUGAGGACGCACACCAGAGAACAAGCACACUCCUGCUCUGUCUGCGACAAACGUUUUAACGAGCGUAAAGAAUUGGAUCGACACAUGAGAAGACACGCUGAAGAAAAACCCUUCUCCUGUUCAAUCUGCGGUUUGGGUUGCGAACGAAAUGCCGAUUUGAAAGUCCACCUCAGGUUGCACACUGGGGAAAAACCUUUUUCCUGUAAAAUCUGCGGCGUAGGUUUUGCGAGAAACGCAGACUUGACGGUGCACGUGAGACGACACACCGGCGAAAAACCCUUUUCCUGCUCGGUGUGCGGUUUAGGCUUCGUAAGAAAUGGCUAUUUGAAAAUACACAUGAGGAGACACACCGGAGAAAAACCCUUCGGCUGCUCGAGCUGCGACAAGUGCUUCUGUGACCAGACCAACCUUGUGAAACACAUGAGGACGCACACUGGCGAAAAACCAUAUCCCUGCUCAAGCUGCAACAAAAGCUUUGGUGAACAAAAAUACCUGGUAAAACACAUGAGAAUACACACUGGAGAGAAAGUGUUUAGUUGCGGUGUGUGUGAUGAGAGAUUCUCUUAUAAAUACCAGCUGAACAAACACUCGUGUGUCGCCGACAACAGCAGCACUAAAUGAAGCUGCAGGGUUUUGACAAACUUUGAUGACUUUUACUUUCAGUUUCUACCAACACCAGCACAUUUAACAAGAGUUAUGUAUUUGUUGCGUAACAAUCUGUUUCAUCGUCUUCUACCGUGUAAAUGCAAUACAAAUUGAAUAAAAGGUUUUAUAAGUGUCCAAAAAAAACUAUUUUUGGUC